ACUCCGGCGCAUGUUUUGUAUCCCUUCCUCGCUGAGCUGUCCGCCUCUCUCUGACUACUGUCCACACACCGCUGUCUCACUGAAAUGCAUACCUGUGGUCGGUUGGGUUUCCUCAUCUGCCCGGCAUACAAACGACAUAAAAGCCUGACUGAAUGCCUCUGGGACAACGGCUGUUGAUCACAAGAGCAGUGAGAAUCCUGGAUCUCCGACUGUUUACUUGGGUGUCGUGACAUGUGCUCACAGCCUCCCUGCGUCCUUACAUUGAUUGCACGACCCAGGGAUGUCUCGUCCUGCUCCGUCUCCCAUCUACACCCUGAGGGGGGCUGGCGGGCCCCUCAACACCCUCCACUUUAGCUGCCAUGGAGGGGACACUCCCCUCCUAUUUUCUGGGUCAGGGAAGGGUGCCAUCCAUAUCUGGAACCUGAACACCAGGAGGCCUGAGAGGAUUCUGGAGGGUCAUUCUGGAAGCUCGGUCAUCUGGGUCAGCACAGUGCAGGCUAGAGAUACCCUCAUCAGUCAGGGACGGGACAUGCAGAUCUGUCUGUGGGAUCUGAGCCAAGGUCGCAGUGAGGUGGUGGACUCUGUGUGGACCGGCAGUGUUGGAUUUUGCCAGUGCUCCAUGCUGGAGACGAGCCCUGAAAACUACCUGCUGGCCUUUGCUGGACAACAGACAGAGGAGAUCAAGAUUAUUGAGCUACUCAGUAAGACCCCAGUCUGCACCCUGGUACCUGAUGCUAAGCUGGGGAUGGUCAUGUGUCUCAAACUGUGGCAGCCAGACUCGGGGCCCGGACCUCUCCUGUUGGCUGGAUACGAGGACGGUUCCCUGUUGCUGUGGGAUGUAACCCAGAGGUCCAAGCUGAGCCAAGCCAAAGCCCACCCUGAGCCUGUCAUGUGCCUGACCUUUGACACCGAGCGUCUGAGGGGCAUAUCGGGCUCUUCUGAGAAGAAACUCUCCUCCUGGAUGCUGGACAGACAGAACAACCUGCAGCUCCAGGACUGUGUGACGCUGGUCAACCCUGGGGUUUCCCAGCUGUGUAUCAGGGGGGACGGUAAGCUUCUGGCGUCGGCUGGCUGGGACCAUCGGGUGCGGGUAUUUGGGUGGAAGAAGCUGCGACCGCUGGCUGUGCUUCAGUACCACACUGACAUGGUGCAAAGCGUUGCCUUCUCUGACCACCAGGACCCCAGACAAAGACUGCUGGCUGGUGGGUCCAAGGACCAGCGGAUAAGCCUGUGGUCAAUAUACAACGAGGGAGCUGACACUGGCUGAGCCUUUUGAGCUUUGGGAGGAUAUAUGGACUUUUAAUCAAUACUGUCUUAACCCUCAAUUGCAAUGAUGGUGGUGUGACCCAAAAUGGUGUCAGUGGCCAAAAAUUAGACAAUAGUCCAGAUCAAUGGCUCAAUAUCUAGAUAUAUGGACUAUUAUACCUGUCUCUUGAUAUCAAGGUCUUGGAUUAAUGUCGCCAUCUGGCAGCAAGCGAUAUUGAAGCAUGCAUAAAUAACAAUGGCUUAAUAAAUGUUUUGUUAUUAUUUCACCUGAGCUAUAAAGAUACAGUAGUAAAAUAAUAGAAAUACAUUUAUGUGACACACUUCAAGUUGUUUGCAUUCAUAAAAACAGUAGCAUCCACAAGGAAGCUGAGCUUGACUAGUGACUAACCUGGUGAAUAAAGCGCCUGUUGUCCAUAUCGGUAUGAGUUCAAAAUCAUCCGACACGACGAGCCACCCCUUUUCUUUAUUUUUAAUAGCUAAUGUGCCUCACAUUACGGUAAACAAUGCAUCCUGCUGCAGGAUUCCUGAGAAUAGACACUGGUCAAAUAUGCUGUGCAGCAUAAUAUCCUGAAUAAGAACUGGUGUUUGAAAUCAAUCAUAGCUGAUUAUAUUUAGUUCUUAUAUAAACUAAAAUUACAGGAAUUACUGCAAUUAUUUUACAUAUUGUACAUUUUCUUUAAUAAGACUUUUUCAUGUAGCAGUCAUGAGAGUAUAGAUCUCUGCCCACCAGUAUGACUGCUGUUGGAGACUGUGACAUCAACUGUAGGACAAUAAUGAGUGUGCAAUUAAUGUGAAGAUCAUAAAACAUAAAGUUAAGACAGAGGCCUCAUUAUCACAACAUAAUUCAGUAUUUCCAGUGUGUAAACAAAUAUGUACACCUUCAAAUAUUUAGACAUAGUCCAUCUUAAAAUGUGAGGCCAGGUAAAAUAUCUGCUAUAUUUGAAAUAGUUCAUUAGGACUUUUGUAGCCCUCUGUUUGCUAAAGCCUUUUGUGAGGCUCUGUGCAGCUAUGUGAUUGUGUUGACUUAUCUGAUGGGAGUUUUGCUCCAGUGAAUUUGAAUUUGAGGUAUACGACGCACCUGAGCAGCUAUGUAAUCUUGUGUUGUUAUUCUAGCAGUUCUUGGCUUAACACACAGGCCCUCCAGCCUGACCUGAGCAGUAUUUGUCAAACAAGGUUAAUCACAGCAGGGGCAUAAAGAACAGAGAGCUGUUGGUUUAGUGGAGGUGCUGAUCUGCAGAUGCUCUCCUUGGUCCAGGCUCUCCUUGAUCUGUUUAGAAGCUGAUUUUGUUUUUCUUAAGUAUUAACUCUUAGAAAAUCAAAAAGAUCAGAAAGAAUGAGGAACUAUACAUUAACUGCUAAAGAAUUUCAAAUAAGUAGUUAAGUAAAUAAUAAAACCAUUGUUAACUCCUGCAUUUACUCCAUACGUAAUGCUAAAUACAGAUGUCUUUUUUAAGAAACUGACAUUUGUCAUGAACAAGGCCAAGGGUCUUGUUGUGAAAGUCCCAGGGAAGAUAGAGAGGUGUUGUUUUUCUGUCCACUGUCUCUAAUAAUAUUUCUGUGUCAAUGAGCAGCAUGGGAGCUUGUGUGUUACAACACCGUGCCGAGAGGCCGGGGGCCGGGGCUUCAAACGUUAGACAUUCUGCUUCAUAAAGGCUUUGUCUCCUGGGAUGACCCCAAGUUGAGAAGCUCAUCAUGCCGUACAGGAAAGGCCUGAGAAAUCAAAGGGCCAGACUAGCAUAAUGGCCACGAAUCAUUAGCAAACAGAGGAAAGACAAGGUCAUUCGCUAGACAAGCUGCCUUGCUGUGUCGCUACUGGAAAAAGAGUCUGUAACUGCAGGUUUUGUUCGUUUUCUUGCUUAUAUUCAAAUGUAUUUUUUAGAUGUUUGUACUUGUUAAAAACCCUCUGAUGUAAUUUUAAAAAAAUACAUGGAAUAAAACCUUUUUUUUUCAC
Molecule: messenger RNA, 3217 nt
Organism: Dicentrarchus labrax (European seabass)
Lineage: Eukaryota; Metazoa; Chordata; Actinopteri; Moronidae
Gene: gnb1l
Product: guanine nucleotide binding protein (G protein), beta polypeptide 1-like
Exons: 8
Coding region: 281-1267 (328 amino acids)
Molecular function (GO): protein binding
Source: RefSeq, a predicted model, not a curated record